AUGAAGAGAGACAUCUACCCGGACAUUCUUUUCCUUAUGGAAACCAAAAAUCCCGAUAGUUUCGUUCUGAAGAAGAUGAAACAACUGCAGUAUGAAAACUCACACCUAAUUUCACCAACGGGGCAUGGGGCAGGCGGCCUGGCCCUAUUCUGGAAACAAGAGAUCAAGCUACAGAUUCUAAAUUCCUCAGCAAAUUGUAUUGAUGUUUGUAUAGAAUUUGAAGGAAAAUCUUUCUUUGCUUCUUUCGUCUAUGGCGACACCGAUAAACCUAAAAGACGCGCCAUUUGGGACCUGUUACUUGAAAGAAACAAUGCAAGGGACACCCCUUGGUUCUUAACCGGAGAUCUCAAUGAUCUCCUAAACAAUGAUGAGAAAGUGGGAGGACCAAGCCGACCUGAAGCCUCCUUUACUGAUAUGAGAUCCUUCUACUCCGAAGGGGAUCUCUAUGAUCUGAGACAUUCGGGAGACUGUCUCUCCUGGCGAGGACAAAGGGGAGACUACUUAGUGAGAUGCAGACUAGACUGGGCAGCAGCUAAUAGCUACUGGGCAGAGAUGUUCCCAAACGCCAGAUCCCAAUACCUCACUAGAGAGCUGAUAGAACUAAAGCGGUCAGAACUAGAAUGUGCGCUAACUGAUCCAGCAAAUGACACCGACCUCAUCUCGAAAGUAUCCAAUGAACUUAAUGAUGCCUACUUAUCGGAAGAAGAAUAUUGGAGACAGAGAAGUAGGCUUCUAUGGCUGAGCCUCAGUGAUCGCAACACCGGUUUCUUUCACGCCACAGCGAAGAAUCGAAAGAGAGCAAACGCUUUCACAGUGAUAGAAGACGAUGAAGGGACCAUGGUCUAUCAAGAAGAUCAGAUUGGGAGAGUGAUCGUGAACUACUUCCAUGAUCUAUUCAGAGCUAUAGAGGGCAACAGAGAAGAAACAGUCGCAUAUGCCCUAUCACCAAUGGUGAAUGAUGAGAUGAGCGACACUCAUAACGCUACUGUCAGCAGAAGAGAUCAAAGAGGCAGUGUUCUCCAUUCACGCCGACAAAGCCCCCGGACCCGAUGGCUUUUCCGCUAG
Brassica oleracea var. oleracea is the source of this 1065-nucleotide messenger RNA. RefSeq lists its product as uncharacterized. The coding region runs from base 1 to 1065 and encodes 354 amino acids. The transcript has 2 exons. NCBI's taxonomy places the organism in Eukaryota, Viridiplantae, Streptophyta, Magnoliopsida, Brassicales, Brassicaceae. The record is from RefSeq and is a predicted model, not a curated record. Gene Ontology annotation, molecular function: catalytic activity.